Ruditapes philippinarum (Manila clam) is the source of this 762-nucleotide messenger RNA. RefSeq lists its product as uncharacterized. Gene Ontology annotation, molecular function: DNA binding. Lineage: Eukaryota; Metazoa; Mollusca; Bivalvia; Venerida; Veneridae. The transcript has 4 exons. Bases 1 to 762 code for a protein of 253 amino acids. Gene Ontology annotation, biological process: DNA integration; DNA recombination. The record is from RefSeq and is a predicted model, not a curated record.
AUGCAUGAAGCCGGAACACUUGGAACAAAAAAUCCACGAGCUCUUCUCCACUCCAUGUGGUUUAUAUGUACCACAUACUUCGGUAUGAGAACCGGUAAAGAAAUCCAUCAACUUUGCUGGGGUGAUGUAAAACUCAGUUUGGAUGAAGUCAGUGGCACUGAAUACAUAAUCCUCGACACAGAAAGACAAACCAAGACCAAAACUGGGGAAAAUCCCAGAAAUAUACGGGCUGUGAAACCAAGGGCUUAUGAAAACCAAGAGAAUCCAGAGAGCAAUCCUGUAUAUAUUUACAAGGUUUUCGCUUCUAAAAGGCCAGUUGAGAUGUGCACUGAUGACAGUCCAUUUUUCUUAACACCUGGAACUAAGGCUACCAAAUGUUGGUUUAAGAAGUGUGCCAUGGGUAUCAACUCCAUAUACAAUAUCAUGAAUGAAAUGAAAAAAGAUGCAGGAAUUGAUAACCCUAGAAUCACACCAUACAUUUCAAGAAAGCGACUUAUUCAGAAAUUCAGUCAUGAUGGUGUUCCAGCAAACCAAAUAAUGCAGAUAUCAGGGCAUAAGCAUGUAAAUAGUAUCAAUAACUACAGUAAACUUAACCCAGAUCAAAGCAGACAAAUAUCAGACAUCCUGUCCAACAAAUCUACAUGUACCAAUGCAAUCAGUUUUGGUCAUCACACACCUAGCCCAGCAUCAUCAAAUAUUGAAAGUCCACGCCAGAGGCCAUUUAAACGAAUUAGAUAUGUUGUAGAUAGUGACAGUGACUGA